CAGCUGAGCCUGACAUCUGUCAACUGUUUGAAAACUUCUACUCCUUCUCCGCCGGACGGACCGAGAAUGGGAAACUACCCGAGCUAGUUUCUGAAGAGGACACAAAUUCAGGGGGGAGCUGUGCUAAAAUUGCCAGGUUGAUCCCUGGUUGAGCCUUCAGUCACACACUUUACCUCCAGAGAAGGAACAGGAGCACAGUGAAGAUGCAGACCUUCCUGAAAGGCCGGAGAGUCGGCUACUGGCUCAGCGAGAAGAAGAUGAAGAAGCUGAAUUUUCAGGCCUUUGCUGAUUUGUGCAGGAAAAGAGGAAUAGAAGUUGUUCAGCUGGACCUCAGCCAGCCUCUGGAGGAGCAGGGUCCCCUGGACGUCAUCAUCCACAAACUGACUGACCUCAUCCUGGAGGCUGACCAGAAUGAUUCACAGGCCGUGCUGCUGGUGCAAAGAGUACAGGACUAUAUUGAUGCCCAUCCUGAGACCAUCGUCCUGGACCCCCUUCCAGCCAUCCGAACCUUGCUGGACCGCUGCAAGUCCUACCAGCUCAUCAACAGGAUAGAGAGCUGUAUGCAAGAUGAAAGGAUUUGCUCUCCUCCAUUCAUGGUCCUGAACACGGAGUGCAGCCCAGAUGUGCUGGAGCAGAUCAAGAGGCAAGGACUCACAUUCCCCUUCAUUUGCAAAACACGGGUGGCUCAUGGAACCAACUCCCACGAGAUGGCCAUUAUCUUCAGUGAAGAAGACCUGAAGGACGUAAAGCCUCCUUGUGUUAUCCAGAGCUUCAUCAACCACAACGCUGUGCUCUACAAGGUGUUUGUGGUGGGAGACUCCUACACCGUGGUAGAGAGGCCUUCACUGAAGAACUUCCCUGCUGGACCAGCAGACAGGGAAGCAAUUUUCUUCAACAGCCACAAUGUUUCCAAACCAGAGUCCUCCUCAGACUUAACCACGUUUCAGCCCGACCACAGAGCUGGCCUUCCUCACCAGCUUGGUGAGUCUGCUGGUCUCACCAGCCUUGAUGCCACCGCCCCAGCACACCACAGCAAAGAACAGUGCGCUGGCUACUACAGACUGCUAAAAUAUCUCCACGAGCCUGUUGCACACACUGAAGGAUCUGAGUCUCCUCAGGAAGAACAGUCUGCUCUGUCCCUUCCUGAAGAGGGCGUCGGUGUUGUGGGACCAGUCCAGUUUUUUAUUGAUUUGAACCCUAAGAGAGAGAACGUAGAGUCUCAGCCACCCAGCGAUGAUGUCAUCAGAGAGCUGUCCAGGUCAUUGCGGCAGGCGCUGGGCGUGUCCCUGUUUGGCAUCGACGUCAUCAUCAACAACCAAACAGGCCAACAUGCCGUCAUUGACAUCAAUGCAUUCCCUGGUUAUGAGGGCGUCCCAGAGUUUUUCAAUGACCUCCUGAACCACAUCACCAGCGUGCUUCAGAGUCACAACGCAGACUUCGCCCCUGCCAGCGAGCAGCCCAAAGGCCUGCCGGUUAGCACCACGGUACCGAACGCCGCCCCGGCGCCCCCCGGCUGCUGCAGCAUGCUUGGAAAAGAGGCCAGCGGCAGCCCUUGGAUCGUAGAGGGCGACGGAGGGCUGAAGGGCCCCCGUCAGAGACUGGGCUGCAACUCGGCCAUGUCCCCAAACUUCCAGCAGCACUGUGUCUCCACGAUAGCUACCAAGGCUUCCUCCCAGUGACUGAUCCCCUGCCCCCACUCAGUUUGAUCCCUGAGCAAAAAAAAAAAAAAAAAAAAGACGGAUGACAAUGGUGACAAUAAUAAUGAAUAAUAAUUAUGAUGUUAAUGAUGAUAAUAUAUCUAAUCCAACAAAAAAAAUUCACUAUGUAGUUAUUGAAAAUGAUGGUGAUUGAGUGUAAGCUUUUUUCUCUCUGCCAUUUUGUAUUUUUCGUUUUGUCUAAUGAGACUUAAAAGUACUGUAAUGUGAACUUUUGGGAACUUUUGCCUAAUAGCUGAUUUUAUUUUUUCUCUCUUGUGUGAGUUCUCUGCAAUUAAAGGGUCCAGAUGAGGUAGCUAAUGGGAAUGGCGGAAUCAGGACUGGAGAAAGAUGUGCCACUAGAUGUGCAAUGUAUGAUCUCUUGUAUCUCUCACAAACAUAAACACACACACACACGUACGUCUACAUUGCGACGGACCGUACCAGUGAUGUGUGUCCUUAUUCUGGUCAAUACCACUGACUCCUCUGCACAAAAUGAGGGGGAGAAACGGUGGCUGGGCAUUUGAACACUACUCCACAGAUACUGGGCUGCUAUGUGACUGUGGCCAACUGACGGCAGAGGACAUAAUGAGUCUGAACACGAAUAAGAUAGUUUUGGGUUUUGUUAGUUUGAACAAAGAGAUAAGCCGUUUACUUUUCAGGGUGCCAUCAAAUUUACUUUGAGGGUGCUGCAGGAAAAAAAAUCUUCAAAAGAAGAAAGUAAAUCUCCAUGACCAUCACAAUCACAUUUUUUGUAAUGACUGGUCCGUGUUUCUAGGUCUUUGAGUUUUUUUUACUGUAUGUCAGAAGCCAGAUGGUAGGUGUUCAACAAACAAACCGCGACCUUGUUGGAGUCCCAGUUUGAGUCACUCCGGUGCAGGAAGACGAGGAUCACAUUCCUUUUUGGGUUUGUGGAUGUUUUCAGAGAAUUCCAUGAUUUGUCAGACUUCCAGUGGGAUCUUGUGAGAUUUCUCACAGGAUCACUUCAUGGGUUUGUAAUCUCCUUAAACAGACUUCUCCACAUGUCUUUAAUGCUUGUAUCUGUAAUGUGAGCAAACUACUCUCCUGAGGCCGACUUGACUUCUCAACAGACUCGGGGCUGCUGUGUUAAUCAGAGAAUCGUUUAUCAGAAAAUCAAUUAUUCCUAUAAAAUUAAGGUAAAAGUGUGUUUAAAUAUCCGCUGAUUGGUAUUGUUUUGAUACCAUUAAAUGACAACAGUUCCAGAUGAUUGAGGAUUUUUAUUUUGUCUCUCUUAUUUUGAUUUAGUUUCACUCUAACAGCACUUUCUCACAAAAUGUAGUUAAAGAAAGCUUCAGUCCAGUCGGUUCAUUUGCUUCAAGCUGAACUACUCUGACUUUUGUUCCUGCUGCUGUAUUUUUGUCACGUGUUAAAAUCAUUUGGAGGGGAAGUGUGGGGGGGAGGCAGUCUGGCUCUUGUUCCCAGUGUUCACUGUGAGAUUCUUUUUUUUUUUUACUCCAAAUUUGUUAUCUUUGUCCUGAUAUCUACUAAGAGCAACUUUAUUUUAUUGAGAUUGUAUGUGGAAAAAAUGUUUUAUAUAAAUGAAAUGAAAGCACAGGGAUGUUUUUGAACCAACGGUGGAUAUUUACUAUAGGUAUAGUAAAAUGCUGGGUCUGGUUGUACAGGUGGUGUCAAAGGGACAGAUGGGCUUGUGGUCGAUGCUGUUGUCUCCCUCUAGCAUCUAGUGGGAAGGAGUGCCAACCUGCAAAAUUUUGCAUUACUCUGAGCCUGCUUCUUCAUCUUUUGUCCCAGAGAGCUUCUCCUAGCCGUUUCAUUUUCCUCCAUCAGUAUCCGGGGGACCUAACUGUCCUCUUGUUAGGCCUGUUAUCGUAUAUAACGGUGUCAGAGCAGCCAUCUCACCAGCAUCUCUCUGGGACAAAAGAAUGCCAAUGAUGUUCUGAAAGUUGGUCUUCACUAGACACAUCCUAUUGUUUCCACAAAACAGUUAGAAUCCAGUUUUAAUCUCCCACAAUUUGAGUGUCAUGAAGCAAUAAUAAAUUCAGAAUAUAAAGGUAUUGCAGCAGGUUCAGGGUAACCCCCCCCCAAUUCCUCAUCUAGAAAAUGGGGCAAAAGGCUGAUAUCACUCAACUAUAUUGUGUGUCCUAUGUUGUGUUCCUUAUCAUGCUUCUAAAUGGGAAAUAAAUGGUUAAUCCUACCCUUGGUCAUGUCUGCAGCCCAGAUGGUGUCAUCAUGCUCCCAGUUUUCCCCUGAAUGUUUACUACUUGGGUGUCUUGUACAGUAUGUGUAUAUGCCUAGGCUUACAUCUGUACAGUAUGUUUUGUAUCAGUUCUGUAAUUGAGAGAAAUCCACAAUUUUGUGACCUUUUUUUAAUUGAAUGGCCAAACCAACAGGGCAAAAUAAACAUGUGAAACCUUA
Molecule: messenger RNA, 4088 nt
Organism: Perca fluviatilis (European perch)
Lineage: Eukaryota; Metazoa; Chordata; Actinopteri; Perciformes; Percidae
Gene: itpk1b
Product: inositol-tetrakisphosphate 1-kinase b
Exons: 12
Coding region: 204-1679 (491 amino acids)
Biological process (GO): inositol trisphosphate metabolic process
Cellular component (GO): cytoplasm
Molecular function (GO): inositol-3,4,5,6-tetrakisphosphate 1-kinase activity; inositol-1,3,4-trisphosphate 5-kinase activity; ATP binding
Source: RefSeq, a predicted model, not a curated record